UGUUAUGUACCUUCAUGGAAAGCGAAAGAAGAUAUGCUUAGAAUGUCAGGUGUUGCGAUUCCCCUCUUUUUAUUCUAAGUAACUGAACAUGACAUUUGUGUUUCCGUCCAUAAAUGGCACGGUGAAGCCAAGAGAAAGAAGUGGUCAUGUAGCGGUUCACCAUGAUGGUUAUCUAGUAGUUUGGGGAGGCUAUUGCAACGGUGAUCCUGAACAGUUUCCUGGAUUGCAGUUUCUUGUCGACAGGUAUCAUCCCAGUAAUGAAGUUUGGUUGUACUGCAUUGAGACUUCUGCAUGGAAACAUGUUGAAACAAGUGGAGACAUACCUCCACCCAUGUCAGGAUCAACAGCUUGUGUGAUUGGUGGCAAAUAUAUGUACAUAUUUGCUGGGCAUCAUGAUGAAGGACCCUCUUCGACAGUUUUUGUUUUAGAUUUGAACAAAUUUGUGUGGCAAAAUUUGACCGAAAAGAUUGAAGGUAAUCCCCCUUCAGACAGGGACAAGCUGUGUUGUUGGACACACAAUGAUUUAAUAGUGUAUUUUGGAGGGUAUGGAAUACCUCCAGAUCCUCGUAAAGUGGAUGAGUCUUGCGGAUUUUUCACAUUUAAUACCAGUGUUGAGGACCAAUUCACUGACAUCAGAGGAUGGAACAGUCACAUGUUUGUUCUGGAUACAGAACGUUUAACAUGGAGCCAACCACAGACAAAGGGGAGAGCCCCCACACCAAGAGCAGCACAGGCUGCAGCUAAACUUGGAAAUAUUGCUUAUAUCUUUGGUGGAAGAUACAUGGAACAACGACGUAAUGAUUUGCAUGCCUUUGAUAUGGACAGCAUGGAAUGGAGUGGCAGUAUUCCAACAACAGGUAAAGUGCCAGAUGGAAGAACAUGGCAUUCCCUAUCUGCUGUCAGUGACAAACAUUUAUUUCUCUAUGGAGGCUUUAACAAUCAAGGAGAAGCAUUAGGCGAUGCUUAUACUCUUGACACCUCAACAAUGAUCUGGUUUCAACUCAGUGUCCCUUCAAUACAAAGUAAACCCAUGACUCGAAUGUGGCAUACAGCUUGUUGUACAACUUCUCCUGGAGAGGUUCUAAUUUUUGGAGGAUGUGCCACAUCAGUGUUAAUUCUUGAACAGGAGCACUGUGACAGUAUCCUGAUCUUUAGGUUUACACCUCAGCCUUUGAACUUAUUAUGUGCAGAUACAGUGGUCAAGUGUUAUUCAACCCUUCAAAAGCAGCUCAGAUCCCUCCCUAAGAAUCUGCUUAUGUCACUCUUUCUGCACAGAAGACUGCAGGCCAGUGGAAAAAUAUAAAUGACAUGCGUCAGAAUCUCUAGAGUUCUAGUCACAAACGUUAGACAAGAUCUUUAGUCACGGCAUCGGACAUGCCUGGUUGCCAAUUUAUAAUUAUGUUAGAGAAUUCUAUGAGGCACCGUAAGAAUUUUUUUUUGCCUAAAAGUUGAACAAGUUUAAUGAGAUUUGGGAUGAGCAGUUUGAAGCGUGUACAUGUGAGCUACAGUAGGAUGUUUCUUUCAAUAUUUUGGUGUCUUUUUGGGCCUUGAAUGUGCCCUGUGCUGUUUUAGAUCAAGUGUUAGUAAGUCUAAAUAUCAAGAUUUGUAAGAAUCGUUUGUGAAAGUGAAUUACUGGCGAUGAAUCAAAUUCGCACUUUUCCCGCCACAUGGUGCACGUGUUUGUGAAGCUAUUAAUUUUCUCCAGUUUAGUGCAAGCACUAUAACUUGUGUAAAUACGAUAAAAUGUUACAUUAAACUAUAAUUUAUAUAUCAGAUAUUACGCACAAUUUUAGUUUGAAUUUCCUGAUAUCAGACGCCAUUAACAUGCAUUAAGCUAAAACAUCAGUAAAUAGAUAUGUAACGUGGAGUUUGUCUAACAUCCGGGAAAGUGUCUUUCGAAUGUCACUCGCCAGAAAAGGCCUGAGAAUGGACAGAUCGACAACUUGGAUCUUAGAAUCAAAUUCACGUUGGUAAUCGAGAUAUAGAACCUAGAGCAUCAA
Molecule: messenger RNA, 2000 nt
Organism: Pocillopora verrucosa
Lineage: Eukaryota; Metazoa; Cnidaria; Anthozoa; Scleractinia; Pocilloporidae
Product: kelch domain-containing protein 2
Molecular function (GO): protein binding
Source: RefSeq, a predicted model, not a curated record